UAUAAAAUAAGGCGAUCUGGCCGUUAUAUUGGCAGAACGUACAAAUGUUUGGUUGAGUUUUGUAGUGUUUAGCUUGGAGUUUGAAAUCCAAGUAGAUUUAUUUGUGUGUUACCCAGAGCGGUGGAUGUUUAGAAAAACAAACGACUGAAGAAGAUUUGUUUUCUCGUAAAUAUUUUUAAUAACUUCGUGAUCAUAUUUGUUGAUUCUUGAUAUAUACCAAAGCUUCAGAAUGCAACCGGCACAUUAUGACAGUGGUUGUUUUCAAAAUGGGAUCUAUGGGUCUUCCACGAACUUUGACGGAUCGACAAUCAAAUUGCACCAUGGCCAUUAUUCAGAAACAUCCGAUCCUUGUUUCAACGGCUUAUUCUCCAACGUUUCAUCGCCUGGAAAUUUUCUUCCAAGAGACCCUCCAUCUUAUGCAGAAUCUACAACAAUUUUCCAUCCAGGUUUCGUUCCGAAUUCGAGUCCGUCUUAUUACAAAAUGUCCACAGGACGGCAGGAAAUUCCAGAGUAUGGAAUAACUCGGGGAGGCGGAGAGCAGAUUCUUUCGAAAGUCGAUAUUAUGGACCAGACCACUGGCUCACUUGAUAUUACCCCGCGGUAUGAUACAGAUGGUGCUCGACUCAUGCAUGAGACAGAUUUGAACUCAAGUCACGAGGAUAACGUGAAGCUGGAGAAUUCCGUGGAGUACAAACCGGAAAUGCAAGGACUACAGACAAACAUUCCAGGCAGCGAAACUCAUCUUACCCACAAUGACAGCGGUAGUAAAACUGAAUCAAAAGAUGACAAAAUAGAACCGGUGGACCAGACAAAUCCCGAAAAGGGCCACGACGAGAAAGCCCGAGGAAAUGCGGACGUCAAACCAGCCCUAUCCUACAUUGCCCUCAUUGCAAAAUCCAUCCUGGAAUCAUCACAGAAAAGGUUGAGUUUGGGUUCCAUAUACAGCUGGAUAGAGAAGAACUAUCCGUACUACCAGAACCGUGGCCAGGGCUGGAGAAACAGUGUACGCCAUAACCUGUCUCUGAACGACUGCUUCAUCAAGGCGGGCAGGUGCGAGGAUGGGAAGGGCAACUACUGGGCCAUACACCCCGCCAACAUACAGGACUUUAUGCGGGGCGAUUUCAGGCAACGUAGGAGGUCCAGGAGACGUGGAAGGAAGAAGGAGGUUGAGUUAGGAAUGUAUCAUUUAACUAACGGAUAUAGCCCUCUCACACCAAGUGUCCCAUUUUCACCCUCCGCAACCGCAUUUAACUCUAUCUAUUCACCGUACACAGAAGCUGAGCGCCGCGCAUAUAGACUAGAUGAAGCUCUAUUGCGACAGAGCAUGAACAAUCCUUUCAUGAAGUGGUACCACAAUGGAGUUCCGAAUGGAACCUAUCCCGCACAGAAUGGCGGAUGUAACACGGGGAUGUACAACAAUACGUCCGCCCAGUGGCAGGGAUACGGGGACCAGUCCUCACAGACCGUCUACCACUCACCCCUGUCUCGGAAUUACCCGACAACCUCUCUUGUUCAAAGUGGCUUAUGAAAACACAGGACGUUGCAUCAAUUCAUUCUAUGAACAUAAAGACUUUAUCAUAGUGCAACUUCAUCUCUAUUUUUGCAUUUAUUGAUAUUUGUUGAUAUUGAAAAUAAAUUUAUUGCCUUAUUAUUAUAA
Magallana angulata is the source of this 1657-nucleotide messenger RNA. RefSeq lists its product as uncharacterized. The record is from RefSeq and is a predicted model, not a curated record. The transcript is spliced from 2 exons. The coding region runs from base 230 to 1528 and encodes 432 amino acids. Gene Ontology annotation, biological process: cell differentiation; regulation of transcription by RNA polymerase II; anatomical structure morphogenesis. Gene Ontology annotation, molecular function: DNA-binding transcription factor activity, RNA polymerase II-specific; RNA polymerase II cis-regulatory region sequence-specific DNA binding. Lineage: Eukaryota; Metazoa; Mollusca; Bivalvia; Ostreida; Ostreidae.